This is a messenger RNA of Pleurotus ostreatus (oyster mushroom), 1953 nucleotides long. RefSeq lists its product as uncharacterized. The transcript has a single exon. NCBI's taxonomy places the organism in Eukaryota, Fungi, Basidiomycota, Agaricomycetes, Agaricales, Pleurotaceae. Gene Ontology annotation, molecular function: cysteine-type endopeptidase activity. The record is from RefSeq and is a predicted model, not a curated record. The coding region runs from base 1 to 1953 and encodes 650 amino acids. Gene Ontology annotation, biological process: proteolysis.
AUGCCAAGCUCUCGUCUGUUCGCCCUCAUCGUUGGCAUCGACGCGUACAAAUCGGGUUCAAUUUGGAACCUAGAAUCAUGCGUACAGGACGCGAAGAAAGUCCAAGCAUGGCUCACUCAUGAUCUCUGUGUCCCCAAAGAUCAAAUCUGUAUGCUGCUUGACCACAAAGCGACGAAAGCUGCUAUCGAGGAUCGCUUCAUGUCUCACCUCGUGCGGAACCCCGCGAUAGAACGUGGGGAUGCUAUUCUUAUCUACUUUGCUGGUCAUGGUAGCGUCAUCCCUGCGCCCAAAAACUGGUUCGAGGGUGAAUCUCGCGCGUCACUCACGGACACCGUCGAGGUUUUGUGUCCUCACGACCAUCACACCAAAGCCUCCACUGGUCGGAACGCCGGCAUAUCUGACCGGUCCAUGCAGGCUCUCUUGACUGAGCUUUGCAAAGCGAAGGGCGAUAACGUCACGCUUAUUCUUGACUGUUGCUUCUCUCCUCGGCAAACGAAGGAGUUGCUACGGGAGCGACGCAGCUUGCGCUGGACGCCCUCCCCUAAAUCAGAUUCAUCUGACUUGCUGAGUGGUUUAUGGGGCGGAGCGUCGGCUCAGAAGCCAGCCCGUAACAACGGGUUCUAUCGAGUUGACGCUCCUACUCAUGUCUUAAUCGCUGCUUGUCGCCCUGGAGAAGGGGCUGCGGAGGGCAAGGAGGGUGGCAGACUCACAGCCGCUCUGCUGGAAGCAAGCGCCACCCUCCAACUCCACAACUUGACCUACACGCAGCUCGUAAAUCGUUUGGCUGCCAUGAUGUCGGCCAACCAGGUGCCUAUGUGCGCCGGGCGACACAAAGAACGGGUGUUAUUUAACGGUGUUCCGUUCGUGCCAGACGCACGCUUCGUCCCUGCUGGGCUCGACGAAGAGAAACGACUCAGAGUCGAGGUUGGCUCCAUUCACGGUGUUGUUCUAGGCAGCGAACUCACACUUCAUCACCACAACAUCCGAGGGUCGCUCAACGCCGUACUCACAGGCCUCAAAGUGCUAGAGGUGCACCCUACCUGGUCCGUAUGCAAACCGUCAACGCCAGGCUUUCAUUCCCCUCGACGCGCUUGGGCUAAGAUUCGAAAGUGGCACAAUCGACCGCCGUUUCGAAUUCACUUGAAGAAGACACUCACCUCUCUCCUCCGAAUAUGCAGGCUGUCCCGGCACAUUCCUUCGAAACUUACUGACGACGAGACAGAUACAAAAGGGACCAUGAACCUGCUCCGGGUCCGUUCCAGUCAAGCUCAUCUAUCCCUUGGAUUCUCAGGGAAUUCCGCCCACAUUGAGCACCACGAUGAUCUUAUGUCCCUUUGCAGACGCGUUGUCAGAAUCGACAACACUAUGGGCGCUCUUAGUCUCUUGGACAAAGCAGCCCGAUUUCACCUUCACCUACAUCGACGGAACCCCGAAAGUCCGCUCCGCAACCUCGUUCAGAUGGAGUUGUACAAGCUAGAUCCCAUCUCCUGGCGUAAAACUGGCACGAAUCUCCUCAAGGAUGGCCAGGCCAAAAUCGACUACGAGAAAGACGCACUCUACAGUGUCGUCAUGCUUAACAACAGUCAGGUCGACUUAUGGCCCUCACUCGUGUAUAUGGACCCCAAUUGCUACGGAAUCACCAUGCUGUACCAUCCAAAUGCGAAAUCCAAGGCCCCUCCACUACCUAAGUCUAGCCGACUGGAAGUUGGGACUGGCGGCGCUGGCUCCGAGGCCCUGUCCUUCGAACUAAAGCACGGGAAACCACUUGACUCUGGAUUCCUGAAGUUGUUUGUCACCACUUCGUUUGUUUCGAUGAGCGUCAUCGAGCAAGGACCACUGCUAUCGCUGCAGACGGCCGCCACGGCGGUGACCGAUAACUCAUUCUCCAAAGCCGGCCCAGACGAAUUAUGGGACACUACCCAUGCUUGCAUCAAUAUCCAAAGAAUGGCCUGA